AUGGGUCGUUGGAAACACGAGGAUAUAUUCGGCGAGUUCGAUACUGGGUCCAACCACAGCAACUCAUCAUUUUCGGAUGACGAACUCAUCUUCCCCAAAUAUGAUUAUAUGGCAGAUAUAACUCCAACUCGAUUUGCUCCUAACCCGGUGACAUGGGAGCCCUCACCUAUUGGUUUUCAGACCAGAUGUUACUGUGGAAAACCAUCUGUGUUCGUCUAA
Arabis nemorensis is the source of this 219-nucleotide messenger RNA. Lineage: Eukaryota; Viridiplantae; Streptophyta; Magnoliopsida; Brassicales; Brassicaceae. The record is from the annotation of a GenBank genome assembly.